UAUAAUCUUAAAGAUACGUUGUUACUGCGUUAUCUGUUUCAACAUUCUGAGGGCAUAGGUCACAGCAUAACCAGUAUGUUGUGUUAAAUCUUUAACUGAAACGUCUUUUACAAAAUGAAUGUGUUCAAGAAAAUACAAAGUGUCGUUAGGAGAUCAGGAAGCCGUAAUUACGGCAAAGUUGGAAUAAUUGGUGUGCCAUUUGAAAAGGGACAGCAUAAAAAGGGUGUAGCGGAUGGCCCAAAAGUGAUUAGGGCAGCCGGAUUGGUGCGAGAACUAGAAUACUUAGGCUUGGAUGUGAAAGAUUAUGGUGACAUUUUAUAUCAAGCAAAGAAUGUAGAGGGUGUAAAGAACAUGUCACAUUUAAGUGAUGUUGCUGGCUGUACAAGUUGUUUAUCUGAACAAAUUCAACAAGUUUUAAAGGAAGGUCGUAGAGUAUUAACACUUGGUGGUGAUCAUAGUUUAGGUAUUGGGACCAUAGAUGGUCAUGUUAAGGAAAAGAAGGAUGUAGGUGUAAUAUGGGUUGAUGCUCAUGCAGAUCUUAAUACCAACAAGACUAGUGAAAGUGGGAAUGUUCAUGGAAUGCCUGUAGCAUUAUUAACAUCUGAAUUAGCUGAUUACUGGCCACAUCUGCCAGGCAUGGAUUGGCAACAACCAAUGCUAUCUAUUAGAAAUGUAGCUUAUAUUGGUUUAAGGUCUGUAGACUCUUAUGAAAGAUUAGUUAUUGAAAAAUUUGGUAUAACUGCCUUUGGUAUUGAAGAUGUCGAAAGAUAUGGUAUUCAUGAUGUUGUUUACAUGGCAUUAAACAAAAUAGAUCCAAAUGAAUCAAAAUCAUUGCAUGUUAGUUUUGAUAUUGAUUCAUUAGAUCCAUUGGAAGCACCAUGUACAGGAACUCCUGUGCGUGGUGGAUUGUCUUUAAGAGAAGCUAUUCAUUUAAUGGAAGAACUACAUAGAACUAAUAGACUAAAUGCUGUAGAUCUUGUAGAGGUGAAUCCUCAUAUCGGUAACGAUCGAGACGUUAGUUUAACUGUGGAAGCUGCUAUUCAUAUUAUUCAAGCUGCAUUUGGUUACACAAGAAGAGGUCUCAAGGUUCCAAAGGGUAUUACUGAUAUGCCCUUACAAACAUUUAGAUGAAUUAAUCUCUUUUAUUUGUAAUCUAUGGCUACAUUAAAUAUCAUUAAGUCAU
This is a messenger RNA of Osmia bicornis bicornis, 1183 nucleotides long. It is a transcript of the gene arg, whose product is annotated as arginase, hepatic. Lineage: Eukaryota; Metazoa; Arthropoda; Insecta; Hymenoptera; Megachilidae. Gene Ontology annotation, molecular function: arginase activity; manganese ion binding. Gene Ontology annotation, cellular component: nucleus; cytosol; cytoplasm. The record is from RefSeq and is a predicted model, not a curated record. The coding region runs from base 115 to 1131 and encodes 338 amino acids. The transcript is spliced from 7 exons.